Messenger RNA from Linum tenue, 2548 nucleotides. The record is from the annotation of a GenBank genome assembly. Lineage: Eukaryota; Viridiplantae; Streptophyta; Magnoliopsida; Malpighiales; Linaceae.
AUCCUUCCUUCUUCACACCAAAAUCCCACACUCUUCCUCUCUGCUUUCUCACACGCAAUGCCCAAUAGCAAUACGAGAGAAGCAGAAGAAUAGAGAUUUCCCUUCCUUCCUUCCCUCCCUUCUCAUCUUUCUGUCUUUCUCAUUGCUUUUUUUCCCCCCCAUCACUUCCACACUCCCCACUCAUUCACUCACUCAACAAAAGCUCUGCCCUGCUAUUCUCUUUCUCCUCCAUCCCCCUUCCCCCACAUUCUCCCAAUCCCUCGCCUCAUUCCAGAUUUGGAGAAGUGGGUUUUUCUGGGUUUUCCCUCUUCUCCUCGAUUCACUUCAAAACAAUGGAGGACGACAACACCAAGGAGAAGAAGAAUCUGGAAGAUCAGGUCCGCCUGCCGCCGCCACCGCCCGCCGCCCUGCUGCUCGGCAAUGCCGCAUCCGACGCCGCCGAUAACCAAAUCAACACCGAUUCGCCGGCCAACUCCCGGAAGCAAGGCGGCCUAAUCACCAUGCCAUUUAUUAUAGCAAACGAGGCGUUCGAGAAGGUGGCCAGCUACGGGCUAGCACCCAACAUGAUAAUGUAUCUGAUGAAGGAUUACAAGAUGGGAGUGGCGAAAGGGACAAACAUUCUCUUCCUCUGGUCAGCUGCCACGAACUUCACUCCCCUUUUCGGCGCUUUCAUGUCCGACUCUUUCCUGGGGCGCUUCCUCACCAUCGGCCUUGCCUCCCUCUCCAGCCUCCUGGGAACAAUCUUACUGUGGCUAACAGCAAUGAUUCCUCAAGCAAAGCCACCACAGUGCCCCACAACAGCAACCCUUUCACUCUGCAGCACGACUCCAACAGCAGGCCAACUCACUCUUCUCUUCUCAUCCUUGGCUUUAAUCUCCAUUGGAGCAGGAGGCAUCAGGCCAUGUUCCUUGGCAUUUGGUGCUGACCAAGUCGACAACAGAGCCAACCCUGCCAAGAACAAGAGGAUCCUUGAGACCUUCUUUGGUUGGUACUAUGCCUCCACUGCCCUUUCAGUCUUGAUUGCUCUCACCGCCAUUGUCUACAUUCAAGACCACCUAGGAUGGCGAGUUGGCUUUGGGGUUCCAGCCAUCCUGAUGCUCCUCUCAGCCUUGUUCUUCUUUGUUGCUUCCCCAUUGUAUGUGAAGCAUAAAGCUAGCACGAGUUUGCUCACAGGUUUUGCUCGGGUAGCUGUGGUUGCUUACAAGAACAGGAAGCUCCCUUUCCCUUCUGGAAACAUUGGUGGAUGGUACCAUGUGGGCAGAGAUUCAAACCUUCUGGCCCCUUCCAAGAAACUAAGGUUCUUGAACAAGGCAUGCAUAGUGAUCGACCCAGAAAUCGAAAUAUCCCCAGAUGGAACAGCAAAAUAUCCAUGGAACCUAUGCACAGUGCAGCAAGUGGAAGAGCUGAAAGCACUCAUCAAGGUCUUCCCCAUAUGGUCUAGUGGAAUCAUGCUCUCCAUAAACACUAGCCAGACUUCAUUUCCAGUAAUCCAAGCUAGUUCCAUGGACAGGCACUUGACUUCAGGGUUCAAAAUCCCAGCAGCUUCAUACUCCAUGUUCUUAGUCGUCACCAUAAUCAUCUGGGUCGUCUUCUACGAUCGAGCAAUCCUUCCUCUUGCUUCAAAACUACGUGGGAGGCCAGUCAAGCUUAGUACGAAACUCAGGAUGGGGCUCGGCCUAGUGGUCUCGUGCCUAAGCAUGGUGGUGGCAGCUUCAGUUGAAGGAGCUCGAAGAAAGAAGGCCAUAGAGGAAGGCUACUUGAACAACCCUCUAGGUGUGGUGAGCAUGUCUGCAAUGUGGCUUGUACCUCAGUAUGUUUUGCUAGGGCUAGCAGAGUCAUUGAACGCGAUUGGCCAGAUCGAGUUCUACUACUCCGAGUUCCCUAAGACUAUGUCGAGCAUUGCUUCCUGCCUGUUUGGACUUGGAAUGGGGGUGGCGAGCUUGCUGGCGAGUGUUGUGCUGAGUAUUGUGAACAGGGUGACUUCAAGAGGCGGGAAGGAUGGGUGGAUCAAUGAUAACAUAAACCGUGCUCGGUAUGAUAACUACUACUACCUGCUUGCUGUGAUGGGGGCCAUAAAUUUGGUCUACUUUGGUGUCUGCAGUUGGAGUUAUGGAGCUUGUGAGGAGGACAUGACAAGGAAAGUUGGGAAUAAUGAGGAGAACGGGGUUGAAAUGGGGAAUGGAAGAAGUAAUGGUUUGGAAGGUAAAGAUCAUGAACAAGUGAUUAGAUGAGCAUUUUCGGCUUGAAGAUUAAAGCUUAAUUGGGAGAAGUUAUUUGAGCAAGGUUUGUUCGGUUAUCUGUGUUUUUAGCUUUAUGGCUUUGUUUGUAUGAUAAUAGUGAAGCAUUUAUUAACUAUGUCCACUGGUGUGCAUAGAUAUAUAUAUAUAGAUACUAGGGUGAUUUUGUAAUGCUUUUGGGGCUUCUAUGUUCAUUUUGUUCCUUUGGUGUUUGGGUUUGGUGGAGUGGCAUUUCCAAAUGAGUGUACUGUUUGGAGUCUCUUUUCUCCAUAUCAUAUAUAUGAAAUGAGAUUUCAAUUUAUACUUUGGUA